AUGGCCGAAUCUUCAACUAAGGUCCUUUCUGAGCGCAUAAAACUUCAAAAAGGGCACCGACACAUCAAGGAUGGUCACAUUAUGAUACCAUGCCCUCUGAAUACACCCGAUCUCCAGGCAGGCCAAGAUAUUGUCACCGUGCUCUAUAACCACAUGGGAAGUCUCGUACUCGAAUAUGAUUCCUCCUGGGUGGAGAAGUCCGGGUUUAGAGUGCGAUCUACCGAAGUCGAAGCAAUGCGACUUGUCUUUAAGUAUACCGAUGUUCUAGUUAGUCCCUGA
This is a messenger RNA of Penicillium taxi, 279 nucleotides long. Its product is annotated as kinase-like protein. NCBI's taxonomy places the organism in Eukaryota, Fungi, Ascomycota, Eurotiomycetes, Eurotiales, Aspergillaceae. The transcript has a single exon. The coding region runs from base 1 to 279 and encodes 92 amino acids. The record is from RefSeq and is a predicted model, not a curated record.